ACAGAGGGAGCAGGCUACUUAUCCCACAAUGCAACAUGAUUGUGACGUCACUUCAGCAGCUUGCGCUUUUCACAGUUCAAAUGAUGGAGGGGGCGGUCUCCACUUUACAUGUAAUCAAGGGCUUAGGGCGUUUCAUUUGAACCCAUUUCAAGUGUUCUGCCAGUAGUGGGCACUCGUACAGCAUAAGAAAUGACGUACAUCUGAGUGAACAAGACUGAGGGAAGUUAUCAAGGGUAGGUCAUAAAAAAUAAAUUGAACGCAGCCCAUGCCAUUCACUCAUUUAUGGGGUAAAAUGCAACCUGUAUAUAGGUGUUUUUGAUCAUGUAAAACCUUUUUGUUUUAUUCAGACUAUGCCCAAAUAUAAUGCAGCAUGUUAAGUACAUUAUUUAUUUUUUAUAAUUAAUAAGGGAUUCAUGAUUUCUUUGACAAGGUUUAAUGGCUGCCAACCUGAAAAUGUGCAGGUGAUUAAUAGGAGGAGCCGUGUAAGAAUUUCAGGUGUAUGAGAUCAUAAGUGAAAGUAAAAUCAAACAAGUUUCUGCUUGAUCCCUUUGUACAAACUCUCAUGAACAGAAUUUAUUCAGACGCUAUAGACGAUUUUCAACAAACUUAAUGUUGAGCUGAAGAAGCUGUGUUCUUGGAGUGAUGGAGUUCAUUUGUGUGACUCUGAUUAUUUUUAUUGGAAUCACAGAUUCAACAGCAGGUCAAUAUGCGGUUGUGGGACCUGUAGAUCCUCUCCUUACUGUAGCUGGUGAAGAUGCAAUUCUGCCCUGUUCUCUCAAACCCAACACCAGUGCUGUAAACAUGAGAGUCGAGUGGUUUAGAGUUGAUCUCAAAGGGUCAAUAGUUCAUCUCUAUGAAUCUCAUGAAGAUAACAACAUAAAUCAGCUUCAGUCGUACAGAGGAAGAACUGAAGUGUUUAAAGAUGAACUUCAGAAAGGAAACACAUCACUCAAACUCUCAAGAGUUAAAUUGUUUGAUGAAGGACUUUACAAGUGUUUAAUCGAGUAUAAAUCCUGGAGUGCUGACAUCACUGUUGAUCUUAGAGUUGAAGCUGUAGGAAGUCCUCCACUCAUCACUGUAGAUGGAUUUGAUGGUUCUGGUGGACUUCAUCUUCAGUGUGAAUCUAAAGGUUGGAACCCUGAACCUGAACUUGUGUGGCUGGACAGUGAAGGAGUCACUUUGACAUCUGAAACUACAGAAAAACAGAGAGAGACAGAUGGAUUCAGAGUGAAACAAAUGAUCACUGUAUAUAACAGAGACAGUAAAUAUCACAGUAGGGUCAUAAUGAGACAUCACAUGAUGGACACUGAUAUUAUUCUAUCAAGUAAAAUGUUUAACUCUUGGAGGACAUCAGUGGUCCUGAUUUCAUUUGCUGUUAUAUUCAGUGUGAUCACUGGGAUAUUGAUCGCUAUGUUCAUCUAUAGACACAGAGAAAUACAGAGAAAGAAACUGAGUGAAGACGAGAGACUAAAGACUGAAGAGAGGAGACUAAAAAAUGAAUGUGAGAGACUUGCAAUGAUAGAGAAGGGGACUGUAGAAAGUUUGAAAUCACUCUUAAGAAAAUUUGCAGUGAAUGUGACUCUGGAUCCUGAUUCAGCUCAUCCAGAUCUUAUUGUGUCUGAUGAUGGGAAACAAGUGAGAUAUGAAAAACAAUCAGGGACAGUGAAGGAUGGAGAUCAAAAGACAAAUAACAAGUUUGACGAAGAGCUCUGUGUUCUUGGAAAGGAAGGAUUCACUUCAAAGUGUUUUUACUAUGAGGUGCAGGUGAAGGGGUUAAGUGAGUGGUUUGUGGGUGUGGCCAAAGAAUCUGUUAAGAGGAAGGGGUUUGUUAGUCUGAAUCCUGAGAAGGGAUAUUGGGUGGCUGGUUUGAGAGGAGGAAAGUAUCAGGCUAGUGAGUAUCCAUAUAUUCCUAUUUCUGUGAGCGUGAAGCCUCAGAGAGUCGGGAUGUUUGUGGAUAAUGAUGAGGGUCGAGUCUCUUUUUAUGAUGUGGAGUCUAUGUGUCAUAUCUACUCUUUUACUGAUCAAUCUUUUAAUGAUAAACUACAUCCGAUCUUUUGGCAUAGUAACUCUGUACCACUCAUCAUCUGUGAUCUCUGAGAUUUGAUCUAUCAAAGUAAAAAUCCUCUCCUCAAGUUAUUUGUGUAACUUGGAUGAUAUUAUACACAGGGAGAUGUGUGUCAUUUUCAGGAACAUACAUUUGAUGCUGAUCUGGUAGGCUCUGGCAUAAAGCCUGUGUCACUGGAAAGCCUUGUUGAAUGCUGUCCACUACUAAUGGACUGUAACAAUCUUCUCAAUAAUGUCAUGGGGAGUCAUUUACCACCUGUUGAAUCGUUGUCUAGUCAGACUGAGCAUUGAGAACACAACUAAGAUUAUUCAGUUAACUCUGCUCAUUUUGGGCCCUAUCAUACACCUGGCCUAAUGCAGCGCAAGUGUUAACUUUUCACUUUCAAGUCCUGCACCACGUUGUUUACAUACCAAAUGCAUUUGCACCCAUUUGUGCGCCCAUAGCUGGUCUGAAAUAGAAGUGUUUAGGCGCAUUGUUGGUGCAUUGCUAUUUUAAGGCAUCUGAAAAGGACUGUGCCACUGACCAACUAAAAUUUGAUCUAAAGUCAAUGGCACAUUUUUUACAUUUAUAUUUUAUAUAGUAUUAUGCACCUAUAAAUGGGACGACAAUGUCCUAAUUACACACACAACCAUUUGUGACAUGUGCUGGCAAAAUGAGUCAUAAUGAGCACAUUUUCAAAAAUGAGUUUAUUUAUUUUGGCAUUCUCUAUUAAAUUAAAACUUAAAAAAGUAUGAUUUGUUAAAAUCUAAUAAAAAUGAUAGAGCUACACCUGUUUGAAGUUGACAGAGUCAGCAAAGUCAUUUGUGAAAAAUCGAGUUUUUGAGCGUUCAAAAACAAAAUGACUGCAUCCAUAUCUUAUAAUCACUGAUAAAACGAAUAGAUUAGGCACACACAAAGUCAAAACCAAUAUCUAUAGGAAUAUAUAUGUUUAACUUUUUCCUUUCUUUUAUUGUUUGAUUGAUGUUGAGACAGUCAGCUUUAAGAUUGACUGUAUUGCAGAGAUCUAAUAUAUUGUUACACAUCAGAUAUUUUUUCCUCACAGUUAACCAAACACUCACUUAAGACAUAACAGAUUAUAUCUGUGUAAAUUCUUGACAAAACAGAUAUUUUUUAAACUGUAAUUCUGCGUAUAUGUGUAUAUAUAGGGUUCGCUCACUCCCGCAUAUGUGUACAUAUGUGCUUCGGAUCUGUCAAUCAGUGAGAAGAAAAUCGUGUUCAAGUCUGUAACUCUUAAUAACUCUUUUACCAUCAAGAAAGUCCUGCACUUCAUUUUCUAAUGUUUCUAAACCAAAAUCAAAAUGUCAGAUGCGCAUGUGGAUGGAUGCAUCCACAAUCAAUAUUUAUACUUUUGCCUGUAGCUCAAAAUUAGACAGUGCGCAUUACGACUCAUUUUGCCAACACGGUUAGAUUUUUAAAUAUGAAAAAUUAAAGGAUUAAAAUGUAAAAGAUUAUUAUUGUGUUUCUUGGAUAAUCGUGUGUCAUAUGGUGAGAUGAAAAACACUCACAACGGUCUCUCAGGUUCUGAAACGUUGCGGCUCUCGAAAUGUUUGUAAAUCUCCUGUUUGUUACAAAUAAAGUAUUUUUUGAGUGCAAACCUUUUUUUUUGCAUAUUUGUAAAUUAUUCUUGUAAAAAUAUUUUUUGAGUUUACAGUGAUCAUGUAUCCAUAAUUUUUCAGGACACACCCUAAGUGUACUUGCGCUGUGCACUAUAGAUCAUACGCUUAGAUCAUUAAAAUAGGGCCUUUAUUUUAUCAUCGCUUUAUCUUCCUGAUGGUCUUCUCCAUCUCUGUCUCAUGGAUGAGUAAAAGUGUUAACUCACAACAGAGUUGACUAACUUGAGUAACAGACAAGAUCAUUAUCCUGAUAGAGACUGACAUCAUGACCUACAGUAUUAUCAACAAUAAAUAACACUUCAUUAAAUCAUCAGCAUGUUUUGUUUAAAAUAUUCCUGUAGUCACUUUGUGAAGUCCUGUCACAGUUCUGACUUCAGUUUGUGUAAAUGUUCAUGACUCCUGAUUAUAAUUUGUUAAUUACAAAUUUUUAGUCUGAUUGUAUUUUGCUCAUUGGGAAGACAAAGUGAGACAAAGAAAAAUAUGUAACAUAAGAUUGUGAAUGAACAUUUUACAUUUGCUUGGAGAUUUAU
This is a messenger RNA of Paramisgurnus dabryanus, 4208 nucleotides long. The record is from RefSeq and is a predicted model, not a curated record. NCBI's taxonomy places the organism in Eukaryota, Metazoa, Chordata, Actinopteri, Cypriniformes, Cobitidae.